UAAUCUAUUUUGCUUGUGUCCCACUGUUAAAACUUAGAGAUGAAUCUAAUCAGUCCUUUUUUUUAUCACAUUUCUAUUGGAUUGAGAUCCACUGACUGGAGAAGAACACUGAAUUCAAGUCUGAAACGAGCUUUGUGCUUUUAUCAUGUUGGAAGUAGUCUUAGAUGAUAUGCUUUUCUAUUUUCCAAAGAGUGGACUGCACCUUCUUGUCAGCUCGAAGGUGUCUGGACAUUCUCUCCUCAGUCGCUCUACAUUUUCUAUUGCUGUGUGUAAAAUAGGAAAGAAGAAUAAUUUAAAAAAAAAAAAAAAAAAAAAUCCAGGACUUUUAUUUUGAAAGCCACACCACAGCAACACCAAACGGAACAGUGUUUCAAGAAAAGAGUUCUUUAAGAAAUUUUUUUUUGAAGUGCAAAAUGCAGUUUGCUGCACAUUUUGGAUGAAAAAAAAAAAUUCCAAGUGAUUUUAAGGAGGUAAAACGUCAAACCUUGUGAAAAUAAAUAAAUAAAUAAAUAAUAAUAAUAGAAAGAAAAAAAAAAGAGUUUCUGGCGCCAAAUAAUGCGGUGUACAGGCGCGAGAGUGGACUGAAUAACUAUCCGCACACACAACUAGUUACACCACAGUCCGCCAUUUGAGCUUUAAAAAGCUGAUUAGCAAAGUCUCACUGUUUAUUUUCCUUAUGAAGUGGAAGUGACCGCCGACUGGGUUUCGAGGAGAGGAGGACGGUCCGGAUGCAGAAAGGAAAAAAUGGAGACCUGCUCAGCCAGCGUGUGGCCCCGUCUGGAGCCUUUCCUCCUGGGUGCUCUUCAGGCUGCACCUCCCGGGAAGCUGAGCAUGCACUACCUGCGCAAGAUGGCCUGCUACGUGCGCACACGUGAUGGCUGUUUCCCACGGCUGGGCUGGCAUAUGUGGAGACACAUUGCCUGUGGCAAGCUGCAGUUGCCCGAGGAGCUGGCCUGGCUCUACUUUGAGACCUUUGACCUGUUGGUGCCUCGCUCUGCUGAGGAAAAGCUUGAGUGGGCAGAGGCUCUGUCUCAGAGCCUGAACCCUCGUGAUCUUGACCGCCAGCGCAGCAAGCUGUCUGUGGACACACUGCAGUUCCUGCUGUUUCUCCACCUGCAGCAGCUGAACCGAGUGUCUUUGCGCACCUCUCUGAUCGGUGAAGAGUGGCCGAGUCCUCGCUCUCGCUCCCCAUCGUCCUCUGCUGAUAGGGAGGCCAAGAUUAGCUUUCAAAACAAGAAUUGGGAUGACACGGCACACCUCACAUUUGUUCAGACUCACCUGGCUGAACUGCUGGAGCUGCUGGCAGAUCCAGGUGAGCUGGGCAGUUCGCGUCAGGCCCUGCGAGACGCUACACUCUCAACCGAGGCCCUGCAGGCUCUCGGUGUGCUGCUGGAGGGCACGGUGAGCCACGGCCACACCGUUCACCCCCUCUGUCGGCUACUGAGCCGUGCCCCGCUGCAGUCCGCGGCCGGAUACUCAAAACUCAGCCGCUCCUACUCGCUGCAGAAGCUGCAGAGCUGGCUGCGGCAGGCACUCACGCUCAACCCGUUCGGCAUGUCCACUUGUCUGCGCUCGGGCAAGAAGCUGGCCUGGGCUCUGCAAGUGGAAGGUGCUAUGAAGAGGGCCAAGAUAGCCAGGAACACACACAUGGCCCCUCCAGGCAGCAGGGUGGUGCUGAUGUCCCAGGUGUACAAACAGACUCUGGCUAAAGACUCAGAGAAGCUGGCUGGUGCAAAUGUCAAACUGCACCGCUGCAGCGAGGCUUUUAUCUACCUACUCUCACCCCUUAGGUCUGUGACGCUAGAUAAAUGUCGCGACUCCACUGUGGUACUGGGCCCAGUGGAGACUACAGUGCACAUGCAGAGCUGCGAGAACGUCCGGCUGGUGUGCGUAGCCGGACGCUUGGCGGUUGGCGGCUCCACCCGCUGCACCGUUCACGCUCUCACUCCCACUAGGCCGCUUGUACUGCCUGGCAACGCCGGCCUCACACUGGGGCCUUUCCACACGCACUACCCCAGCCUGGAGGACCACAUGGCCAGUGUGGGUUUGGCGGUCGUACCCAAUCUCUGGGAUCGGCCGCUGAUUUAUCCACCAGAUAGUCCAUCACCAGAUCCGGUCUGCUACCGCAUCCUGCCCCCUGCACAGCUCUGCCCUAUGGUAGUGCCAUUCCUCAUGGAGGGUGACACCAGCGAGGUGCCAGGAGGACUGCCGUCAGUCUACCAGCAGGCCCUAGAGGAGCGUCAGGAGAGGGUGCAAGACUGGCAGAAGACAGUGAAGGAUGCGCACCUUAACAAGGAGCAGCGGCGGCAGUUCCAGGCUCUGGUAGAGCAGAAGUUUCACGAGUGGCUCCUGGAGACGGGACAGAGACAAGAGCUGGACAGCCUACUGCCUCCGACCAUCAUGCCUUCGAACCCUACGUGCCAGUCGAACUCCACCCACAGCUCUGAACGUUCUCUACAGCAUUCAAAAACGAGCACACACACAGUCUCCUGAGUGCACACACACACACACACUGUAAUAGACAACUGUGCACUUAUUUGGCGUGGUUUACACUUGCUUAGCAGACAUGCUUUUCUCGUUUCUGUGAACAGAUCUUUGCAACCCGCAGCAGAUUCAGAUUUGCCAGUUGGUUUAGCAGACUCGGGACUAAAAGUAUGAUUUUGAAGUGAGAUGCUGAAAAUCAGAAGUCUUAAAUCUAUGAUAUAGUAUAUGCCUUGCACUGUAAUGUUAUAUGCUGGAUACAUGCUGCAGAAUAAGCCUCAGUUUUGUAUAAUAUUCCCCUAAUCUUCAAGUGGCAUUGCUUGUUUUUUCUCCCUCUAUUAGAUGUGGGUCUUACAGUUCAGGUACUUGCAUUGCAAUCACCUCUAAGAGGAUGGCUGGCAUGCUACUGCGGCAUUAAUAGAUGAGAAAAGGAUAUUUUCUGGUGUAUGAAUUAUAGCGCAGAACAGUCUCCUGCAUUAAUGUGUACAGUUUGAAAGCGUUUUCUUAAUGUCCCCUGACAUUGUCCUUGUGAAGUUGCCUUUGGUUUACAGUUUGACAUAAACACGCUGAAGGAAAUGUAUACCUUUCAUUGGUAUGCGUUCAUUUUCCUAAAAUACGAGCACUGAUCUAAGAUUAAUAUCUUGAUAUCCAUGAGUUCUCAUCCUGGCAGCCAGAAUGACUGUGAAUGUUUUUGUUUUUCCUGCUGUAGCCUUCAGAAUUUUCCCAGUAAGUGCCACGUAUCGUGUCGGUGUCUCUCACUUCUGGAGUCCAUCUGCACUGUAUAAUGCACUAAAAUGAUUUUGGGAAGCACUGCACUAGAUUUAUUACUGCAUUUCAUUUAUAUGACCCAUUAUGAAUAUAGUGUAUGAACAAAUCCAGAGGACCUGCUUUAAAAAAAAAAAGCAUAGUUUGGUGUUAUGUUUCGAUUAAGGGAAACAGAUUUCAUCUGACUACCAAUAAAAGAUAAUAUUUGUGUAUGUC
Messenger RNA from Hemibagrus wyckioides, 3462 nucleotides. RefSeq names its product TBCC domain containing 1 (gene tbccd1). The record is from RefSeq and is a predicted model, not a curated record. The coding region runs from base 745 to 2493 and encodes 582 amino acids. Gene Ontology annotation, cellular component: spindle pole centrosome. Gene Ontology annotation, biological process: maintenance of Golgi location; maintenance of centrosome location. NCBI's taxonomy places the organism in Eukaryota, Metazoa, Chordata, Actinopteri, Siluriformes, Bagridae. The transcript has 7 exons.